AUGAAUCAGACAGGUUCAAGAAAGUUACGAGCUAGAGAUCUCGCCAUUCCAUUUGAUGGUACACCUGGAAAAUAUAAUGCCAUAACAGAUGUCGAUGGGGUUCAAGUAGGAUUUAGUACAAUUAUCGAAGGCGAUUCUAUUCGUACAGGUGUUACAGCCAUAUUUCCGCGUGGUGCUAAUAAAUCUAGUAAUGAACAACAAUGUUUUGCAAAUUGGUUUAGUUUGAAUGGAAACGGUGAAAUGACUGGAAUACAUUUUUUGACAGAAUCGGGUUUUCUUGCAAGUCCAGUUCUAAUUACUAGUUCGAAUAGUGUUGGUAUCUGUUAUGAUUCUACUUCAAAGUGGAUUUUGCAAGAACAGGAAAUAUCGGUGGCCAAUAUUGGAAACUUUGGAUUACCUGUUGUAGCUGAAACAUGGGAUGGAUAUUUGAAUAAUUUUCGUGAAUUUCAUAUUAAAGAAGAACAUGUCUUCGAAGCAUUAAAUAAUGCGAAAGAAUCUGGAUCAUUUAUUCAAGAAGGUAAUGUAGGUGGUGGAACUGGUAUGGUUUCUUUCGGUUAUAAAGCUGGAACAGGAACGAGUUCAAGAAUAGUUAAUGGUCUUAAUUAUACUGUUGGAGUUUUAUUACAAGCUAAUUUUGGACGCAAACAUCAGCUCAUUAUUGCAGGUGUUCCAGUAGGACAAGAACUUCUCAACAUAGAAGCAAAUGCUAGUUCUAUGCCAGAUAAAGAUGUUGGCUCGAUUAUUGUCGUAAUAGCUACUGAUGCUCCACUAUUACCGCAUCAAUUGAAACGAUUAGCAAAGAGAGCUUCUCUUGGAAUAGGAAAAUUAGGAGGCAUUGGUGGUGAUUCAUCGGGUGACAUUUUCUUGGCAUUUUCAACAGCUAAUAUUUCGAACAAAAGUUCAACAAUAAAAGUUGCUGAAUUUCUAUCAAAUGAUCAAAUUAAUCCAUUGUUUGAUGCAACUAUUCAAUGUGUUGAAGAAGCCAUAAUAAAUUCUCUAAUAGCAGCUGAAACAAUGGUAGGAUUUGGAGGAGUACGAGUUGAUGCUAUUUCACAUGAUAAUGUCGUCAAAAUACUCAAAAAAUACAACAGACUUAAUGUUGGUACACAAUAA
This is a messenger RNA of Rotaria sp. Silwood2, 1113 nucleotides long. The record is from the annotation of a GenBank genome assembly. Lineage: Eukaryota; Metazoa; Rotifera; Eurotatoria; Philodinida; Philodinidae.